AUGGCCUCCCCUAUGCAAACAUUAAUCCAGGCCGGUCUGAAGGAGCAGCUCCUGCUCCCUUCCCAACCAGAAUACCACACCCUGCAAGCUGCCUCUUGGUCGAAGAGCGCCCGAUUGAGCCCAGCGGCUAUCCUGCGCCCCCGAUCGGCUUCGGAAGUAUCAACAGCGCUCCACGCUCUGAUCACCGCGGGCCGGAAAUUUGCCAUCCGCAGUGGGGGCCACACGCAGUAUCCUGGGGCCAAUGAUAUCGACGGGAACGGGGUGACCAUCGACUUGGGGCUGCUCGAUUGGACCCGCUAUGACCCCACCACGGAGACCGUCGAGAUCGGGCCGGGGACCCGCUGGAAACAGGUCUACGCGGCACUGCGAGAGCACGGGCGCGUUGUCGCCGGCGGUCGCGAUGGCAACGUUGGCGUCGCCGGCCUGCUGCUUGGCGGAGGCAAGACGUUCUUUGCGGCGCAGCGGGGGUUUGCUUGUGAUGACGUGGUGAGCUUCGAGGUAGUGGUCGCCGGGGGGAACGCAAACAAAGACGAAGGCUGUUCAGUUGUGACGGCGUCGGCCGAAGAGCACCCGGACCUUUUUCGUGCGCUCAAGGGCGGUUCCAAUAACUUUGGGAUCGUUACAAAUUUUACAAUGCGCGCGCUGGUCUGCGAAUCGGUCUGGGCAGGGUUGAACUUCUUCCCGAAGGAACGAACAGAGGAGACCGCGCAAGCGCUCGUCAACUUCACGGACUGUGUAGACCAGUAUCCCGAUAGCCAUCUCUUGUACUUUCUAUCGUAUACUGGUAAGUUCCAUUGGAGCCCUCCCGCAUUUCAUGACAUCGUCGUUGUUACCGCGUAUGUGCAGCUCGCGGGGAUUGUCAAAGCCCCGGCCUAUCAAGACUUUCUAGCCUUAGACCCCAUCCUCGACACGACCAAGAUAACAACAGUCGAGAAUGUAGUGUCCGAAUAUGACAUUGCGCCUCCCAACUACCACAACAACUUUUUCACCUCCACCUUCAAAAAUGACACUCGGGUCGUCGCAAAAGCUGCAUCGCUUCACCAAUCCCUAGUCGAUGAGCUGAAAGCCUUCAUUCCCGACGGCGACUUCAUUACCCAGUGUCUUCUCCAACCGCUCCCUACGCGGUACGGGCAAUUGUCCGCCCUGUGUACCGGCGGAGACAACAUCAUGAACGUCUCAGCACAGCCAGUGAACGGACUCCUAUUUGUUGCCGUCGCGAUGGUGCGUACCCCCGAGCAAGAAGCCUUCGUCUAUCCAAGACUUCGAGCCUGGGUAGAGGCGUUGAAGGCGUUUGCGACGGAUGUGGAUCCGGACUAUGGAAACCUCGAGUGGGUGUACAUGAAUUAUGCUGAUAAGAGCCAGAAGGUGUUGGAAUCGUAUGGAAAAGAGAAUUUGAAAUUGAUGCGAGCGGUCGCGGCGCGAUAUGACCCGGGCCAGGUGUUCCAGACGCUGUGCCCGGGAGGAUUUAAGCUUACUCAGGUGCGGGAUUAG
Penicillium verhagenii is the source of this 1491-nucleotide messenger RNA. Its product is annotated as FAD-binding oxidoreductase. NCBI's taxonomy places the organism in Eukaryota, Fungi, Ascomycota, Eurotiomycetes, Eurotiales, Aspergillaceae. The transcript is spliced from 3 exons. The coding region runs from base 1 to 1491 and encodes 496 amino acids. The record is from RefSeq and is a predicted model, not a curated record. Gene Ontology annotation, molecular function: FAD binding.